Molecule: messenger RNA, 417 nt
Organism: Recurvomyces mirabilis
Lineage: Eukaryota; Fungi; Ascomycota; Dothideomycetes; Mycosphaerellales; Teratosphaeriaceae
Exons: 2
Coding region: 1-417 (138 amino acids)
Source: RefSeq, a predicted model, not a curated record
AUGCAGAACAUCAGGGAGAAGCUCCGUCGGAAGUUGUCGCUGCACGACAAGAACCCCGACUUCAACGACUACCACGACCCCGAGGACCUUGACGACGAGACCCACCGCCACGCUAACCGCGAGUAUGCCCACGCCGAAGAGUCCAACGAACCCUACGGCAAACAAGGCUCCUUCCUAAACAAGCUCAUCAUGUCCGGCAACAAGAAGACGGAGGAAGAGAUUCACCGCGAGCAAGCCGCCGGUGUCGGCACUGCUGGUACGAGCACUAGCACCACUGCCGGGCUCAGGGAGAACAUGCAGUCUAGUGGCACCACAGGCAACAGCACCCUGGGUGGCAGUACCACGAUGCGAGAUGGGGACAUGGCUUACAGGAAUGACCCAAAGAUCCCCCAACAGGGCGAGCAGAGGCUGCAAUAG